Molecule: messenger RNA, 348 nt
Organism: Rhizophagus irregularis DAOM 181602=DAOM 197198
Lineage: Eukaryota; Fungi; Glomeromycota; Glomeromycetes; Glomerales; Glomeraceae
Source: RefSeq, a predicted model, not a curated record
AUGGCGGACCAUAAUUCGAAGUUCUGCAUAACUUCGCUCAAUCGUUUAACAAUUCCAUUUUUUAUGGGAAGAUCCAUUUUCAAUUCCUACUCAACAUUAUCAUGCUCGGCUCGAAAGAAUAUCCAGAUACAUAGCGAUUCGAAUACUUUAAUAAACCGCAACCGCAAAGAAGUAGCGAGGUUAGAAGCGAUUAAGGCCAUUAACGACGUUGAGGAUAUUAAGAUAUUCGAUGACGACUUCUUUUCCGACGAACCUAUUGACUCGAAUCACCCGAUCAACGCUAGAACAGAAAGGGUCCCAGAGGGACCAAGAAUCUCGGUACAGGUUACUCGUUCACAAACGAAUUAA